AUUUUGGUAUUGUUUUCUGUUAGGUAGUAAUUUGGACUUAAAACUAAAGUUUUCCGAUAUUGAAUACUUAGUUUUUGAAUUACGUUAGUGGUUUUAUGUUUAUUUACUUCAAUGGUGUACAAUUUUAGUGCUAAUUAUAAUUUCUUAAGUGCAGUAUUUGUUUAUUUGUGUUAAGCGCAACUAUGUUUUUUAUAGUGAAAUAGUGAUUUUAUUGUUUUAAUUUUAAUCCAACGUACAGUUCUGGAUAUGCAAUAUUAUGAGAUUAUAACUUUGGUGCCAAACAAUUAUACCAUUUAAUUUCCAAACAACAUGUGUGAUAUUUGUGCGGAUUUUUCGGAACUGCUUAACAAUUUUUCAGAUCAUGAUAAGAUAAAUAGGUUGGAUGGAAGUGAUUUACCCCUGCUGAAAAAGAAGGAGAUUGAACAUGUCUUCACCUUCAUUCAUACUUGGAUUCAGAGACAAUGUUUUUGCUGUUUCCGGGAUCCAAAGAACUAUGAGAAAUUUCACCUGAUAACCCAAAGUAUUAUAUUGUUGGUUGUGAAACAGUUGAAAGCCUACAAGGGCCAAGAUGUGAUAGAAUCGGACACUUCACAGAAUGAAGAAGUAAAGAAAGGUGGAAAAGAUGGUGGAAGCGAAGUGAAAAUUGUUGAAGUUACAGAUGAAAAAAAUGCUUCUGAUGAAGAAAAAGAUAAAGGCAAGGAGGAAAACAAUGAUAAAAGCAAAACACCAGUGAUUGAAGAAGAGAAGAAAGAUGUUUGGACAAUCCAGGACAUGGAGAAGUUACUGCACUUCCUGUCGAAGGUGUUCCUACUCAACUUCCCGCUGUACGCUGCAUACAAGCAGAGUCUCCAAACUAAAAUGGAGGAGCUGACGCAGCAAGAGGUCACUGUAUUGAGCAAUUUCUGUGAUGUCCACGAUCUUGAGAUACCCAUCCACCUGUUACGCAAUGUCUGUCUGUUCUGCAGGAGCGGGGGUGUGGAAGCCAUGACAGCAUGUUUUGAACAUCAGACUCUGCCAUUACCAGUGGCACAUGCCAUCAUUUCUGUGGUGUGCAACCUGAAACUGUGGCUCAACUUCCGCUCGAUUAUGCAACUCUUCAUCCCUCUACGCUCAAAGGUGUUGCGUUACAUGUGCAAUAUGGCGGACAAGGACUUGCGUUCACAGGGCAUUAAGGCUAUGGCAGAUUUCAUGUGGAGUGCUGUGAAGGAUCCCAUGGACUCACCGGUGCAGUUCGACCGUGACGGACUGGACCUGGCAUUCAAAUACUUUACAUCGUCGACACUCACCAUGCGACUGGCAGGAGUUUCACAGAUCAACUCCCACAUCAACAUGUUCAAUGAGAUGUGCAACAGUGAGAACAUCAUGGAGGUGGAGAAUGUGGGGCAGAGUUUGGCCGCUUGGCUCAUUGAUAACAACAUCAUCUCACACAUUUUUGGACCCAACUUGCACGUCGAGGUUAUCAAACAGAGCCAUGUGAUCCUCAGUUUCCUGGCAAUGGAGUGUAAGAUAACCAAUGAACACAUUGACGUGAUCUGGCAGGCCGCACAGCUCAAACACUGCAGCAAGCAGGUUCAUGACUUACUGCCUCCACUGAUCAAGAACCUAGAAGCCGGACCUGUGCUACACCUCUACCAUCUUCUCUGCAAGCUAGAGCCGAAAGAUCACACAGAGCAAAGCCUCUAUCUGGCCUCAACUAUCAUAAAGUUCCUAUGGUCAAGCAAUGGAUCGUACAAUGGACUAGGUGAGCCUCCUGGUAGCUUCGUCUGUCUCACAGGAUACGCAAAGGCAACCCAACGUCAAAUGAGCAGCUCUGACAACAGCAACUCAGAGGGUGACACAUCUGAGGGUCACAAGAGUGACAGUGAUGGUAGUGAUGGCCCAACCCCUCGGAAACGACAGAAACAGAGGAAAGCUGCUGUCGGUGAAGAGGAUAGUAGCGAUGCUGAAAGUAUAAAGGUAGAAGAUUUAGAUGAAGAUGAAGCAUCAGCCAAUAAAGAAACAGCUGGGAAAGGAAGCUCUCCUUCUGUCAGGCGGGUGAAGCGAAAAAUUUCAGGGAGGACUCCACAUGAUCCUAAACUGACGAAGCAGAAUGUUAAGCACGACAAGGCUGAGUUAGGCUCAUCAAAUGCAAUACGAGAAAGAAUGAAACUACAUAGGCAACAGAAGGCAAUCAGAGAGAAAAUGAAAGCCAUGGACCACCAACAUCAAAAGGACGAGAACAGCAACUCAGUGAAAAUGGACGAAUGCUCAGAAGAAGAGGAAGAUGAGGAGGAGGAAGACGAGGAUGAGGAAAGUGAGAGCGAGGAGGAGGGAGUCAUGAUGGCAAGUCGACUGGCACUUGAUCCAGAGGCUGUCAAGGUGGUCACAGACCAGGAAGUGCCCAACUUAAUGCUCAGACAAGGGUCAGACUAUAUCCAGCUGGUGAGCAGACAGUCACCAGACUGUGGACAAACAGCUGUCAUGACAGAACUGGCUAGCCUGGUGCAGAACGCCCCUCACUGUCGUCCCUUUAUCACCACCUCAUUCCAGCCCAAUGCUCAUGAAAUGAUGGAGGAAAUUUUGAGUGUGGAGGAUGGUGAUGGGGAUGGAAGCUUAUCUUCAAGGAUGAGCAACAAGUCAGAGAAGAACAUGGCUGACUUUGAUGGAGAGGAGUCUGGAUGUGAUGAGGAACUCGCACAGUUUGCUGCUAGAGCACAGAUGUUACAAGCCCACCUGACACCUCAGCAGCUGGGACAAAUGGCCAGGAUGCACGCCAAUAAGGUGGCACUCCACCACUUGGCCCCUGUCUUGUCACAGUUCAACCUGGAGAAUGUGUGCAAGCCUGGUAACACGUUGCUUUGGGAUCUGCUACAGGAUGAUAAGAUUAAUCAGCUAGGAGAAGGCUUGGCACUGGAAGCUGAGAAGGUCCUGUGUAACCUCCUGUGCUUCAACACGGACAAGCUGAUCCGUAUGAAGUUCAUUGAAGGCUGCCUGGAAAAUCUCGCCAAGAAUUGUGAUUGCAGGUCUGUGGUGGUAUCAUUGCGGCUGCUGCCGAAGCUCUUCGCAUCGUUCCAGCACUUUCGUGGUGGUGCGGUGGACACCCAUCACGUUACCCUGUGGGCUCUUAAGGAACACGCCAUGAUGGAGCGGUUCUUUGAGAACCUACGGGCGGCCGGACCCUUGCCUCUCACACACGUCCAGGUGCGGCUGCAGUUCCUCACGCAUAUCUACUCACCUCUGGGCCUGCCCGAGUAUAUCAGACUGAGUGUGGAAGAACUUGACACACUAUGGCAGUGUCUGGCUGGCGACCCAGAGUGCUCUGAUGAGUUCUUCAGCUGGCUGUUGCGCCAGGUCAAGUCCAAGGACCAGCAUGCAUUGCGACAGGAGACACUUAGACACCUCUACUCCAAGAAGCUGCCUACCUUGCCUCCAGAGACCAUCUCCAUGACGGCUCUGGACUUGUACCAGCAGCUGUGCAACAUGGCCCGUGGCUCCUCCGCUCACCUUGACACUCCCAACAUGGACCACCUGUGGAAGAUCGCCCUCCGUGUCAACAAUACAGAUGUGAGCAUGGCAGCCAUACAGUACCUGAACAUUUACUACAUGGGCAGACAGCUGGAGCAAGAGUCAGAAUUUGUGUGCCAGUGUAUGGCCAACCUGACUCAGGCCACACAAGAUCUUCAAACUAACGAGGAAGCAAGUCUGCUGUGUAUACAGCGUGCUCUGCUGCUGCUCAACACACACUUAGACACUUUCAAACGCAGAUAUGCGUACCACCUUCGCCGUUGGACUAUUGAAGGCCAUAGUCUGGGUAGUCAUGUCAUUGGAGAACGGGAACGUGGCGCACAGCUACGCAUAGUGGUCCAGCCUGCUGGCGUACAGGACAAGGUGAGUAUAGAGCUGCUGACAACCGACUACGUAGCAGAACUCAGAGCAGAAGUGACAGUGUGGUGGGAGUCACUGCACUCCAAACCCUCGGUUAAUGACGGACCUAUCCGCAUCAUCACACAGGGCCAGGAGCUGACCACAGAGUUUGACGAGAAGACACUUGGAGAGAUUGGUUUCAAGGACAUGCAGAUGGUGUACAUCUCAGUGGGGGCCUCCAGGCAGAAGAAGCGAGGGGAUGCUAAUGACACCCCCUCAGUUCUACCACCACCCCCACGAGAGUGUCUACCUACUCUGCUACUGUUGUUGCCCAACUACUUCGAACAACUUUUCAAGCUCAUGCAGACACUCAGUGCGAUGAAGACACAGGUUAAGGGAGGGCACCACAUACCACACACCAAGGCUCAGGUUCUAUCUCGCAGAGUGUGGGACAUACUGACACUGUUGCCUACAAGUCCAACAUUACUGGACGGUUUCCAGAAGCUGGACUGUGAGUCAAAGCUGCAGCACCUGCUUGACCCUGCGAGUCCACAGAAGCUUAUGUACUCACUUUACAUUGUCGAGAGCCUCAACAGGAACUCCAACCUGCAUAAGAAGACGGUGAUUGGUGAUGAAGAGAAUACGAAUGAGAGCCCUUGGAGUGAAAUGUUUGUACAGAAUGGAGGCUUGCGCCAUUUGUUUGAUAUUUUCAUGUCAGGGGUGUUGCAAGUGCCUGGUGGCAGUGAGUGGCAGCAGGACUGUCUGGCGUGUUUGCUCAAGCUGCUAUGUCAGUUAGGGAUGACUCACACAACUGAUGACUCAGCCACCAACAAAAACAAACGCAAACGCUGCACCAAGUCUGACAAGAUGGUCAUACCUAAACUCAGUCAGCCGAUGGUCCAGCUGAUGAACAUAGAGACUGUGAUACCUAGACUGACCAGUAUACUAUAUGAAGCCUCCAUGCCCAGGGAUCCAAACCACUACAAGACCGGCUUCUGGGGGAGAGCUCAGGUGGUGCAGUAUGCGAUGGCACUGAUUGUGUCAUGGGCAUACACUGUGAGUGGUGUCCGCGAGGCACUGUACGCAGAGGAACAGUUCCACACAUGGCUGCGACGACUGGUGCUAGAGGAACCAGAACCUUGUGUGCGGAGAGAGGUCUGCAUGGCUCUCUACAGGCUGGCAGCUCCCCCUCAUGCUCCCUCCAUGUUGACUCACCUGCUAGGUUUGCUGGACAAGGCCGAAGUGAUGAGGCCGGCUAAACAGGAGGGUCUCCACUUGCAAGCAGUACCUGAAGAUGGGAAGGAGCCAUAUGGACCGGCUUGCAGAGAUUACUUCUGGCUUCUCUGCCGUUUAGUGGAUAGCCUUACUGCUGAUGAUAUCUCUAAAGAAGUCGUAGACCUAGAAAAUCUAGCUAGCCGAGUGUACAGGUCCAUCCUUCAGCGAGAAUACUUGGAGACGAGGCACAAUACUGUGGAAGAUGAUGGGCUGAUAGGUCUCCUCAACCUUAUGAGCAAUAUCCUUAAACAUAAUCCCUCUUUUAAGACUGGCAAGGAGGGACAGGCACUUCUCAACGAGGUAUUCGAAUUCUUGUUCGCCCUGCCUGACCCUAGUAACAGACACUUCCCCAAAUGCAAGUCUCAAGCAGCAAGGUCUUCAGCCUAUGAUCUGCUCGUGGAGCUAGUCAAAGGUGCUCGUCAGAACUACAAACAACUCCAUGAGAAACUUUUAGCACAACAUAAACCUGGUCCACAUUCUCCCUAUCCCUGGGACUACUGGCCACACGAGGACGGUCGCUCAGACUGUGGCUAUGUGGGCCUGACAAACCUGGGAGCUACAUGUUACAUGGCGUCCUGUAUGCAGCACCUAUAUAUGAUGCCACAAGCAAGGGCUGAGAUACUUCGUGCACAGGUGGACACCGCCAGCAGCAAGCAUCAGCUGACCCUGCGCGAGUUACAGCGCAUGUUUGCAUACCUGUUGGAGAGUGAAAGGAAAGCAUACAACCCUCGCAGUUUCUGUAAAGUGUACACGAUGGACCACCAGCCUCUCAACACAGGCGAGCAGAAGGAUAUGGCGGAGUUCUUCAUCGAUCUAGUCUCUAAACUGGAAGAAAUGACGCCGGAACUGAAAAAGCUAGUCAAAACUUUGUUUGGUGGAGUCAUCAGUAACAAUGUGGUAUCUUUGGACUGUGAUCAUGUUAGUCGUACGCUAGAAGAAUUCUACACAGUGCGUUGCCAAGUGGCAGACAUGCGCAACCUAUAUGAGAGUUUGGAUGAAGUCACUGUGAAAGACACCCUGGAGGGUGAUAACAUGUACACAUGUUCACAGUGCGGCAAGAAAGUUCGGGCUGAGAAGAGAGCGUGCUUCAAGAAGUUACCCAAUAUUCUGUGCUUCAACACGAUGAGGUACACGUUUAACAUGGUCACAAUGCUGAAGGAGAAGGUGAACACUCAUUUCUCGUUUCCACUUAGGCUGGACAUGUCUGGCUAUGUAGAGAAACACCUCAUGCCACAACAGUACCAAGAGGAGAAAGACCAAGAAAGCAAGGAACAGGAUAAGGAUGAAAAGGAAAAGGAGGAGGAGGAGUGCUAUGAAUAUGACCUAAUUGGUGUGACAGUACACACAGGCACGGCAGAUGGUGGUCAUUACUACAGUUUCAUCCGCGAUCGUGCCCGCGAUAAGUGGUUUCUCUUCAACGAUGCUGAGGUCAAGCCUUUCGACCCUAAGCAGAUUGCGGCUGAGUGUUUUGGUGGGGAAAUGACGAGCAAAACAUAUGAUUCGGUAACCGACAAGUUCAUGGAUCUGAGUUUUGAGAAGACAAACAGCGCUUAUAUGUUAUUCUAUGAGCGCACACCUAGUGAGCGUGGUGGAGGGGAGGGUGGCUCCAAGGAGGAUAUGGCAGUUACACAGACUCCAGCGGCUCCUCAGGCUAUCACACUGUCCAAGGAACUGGAGGACUGGAUAUGGCAGGACAAUAUGCACUUCCUCAGGGACAAGAAUAUCUUUGAACACACCUACGUACAGUUCAUGUGGCAGAUUUGCGGUUAUGUCUCACAGACUCUGGAUAAUCCACAAGAGGUCAUUGAGAUGGCUGCACAACUUUCCACCACCUUCUUUAUCGAGACAUUCAUCCAUGCCAAAGAAAAGCCAACAAUGGUGCAGUGGGUGGAGUUACUAACGAAACAGUUUAACACGUCACAGAACGCCUGUGAGUGGUUUCUUCAGCACAUGGCCCACAACAACUGGUGGCCUGUGCAAAUCCUGAUCAAAUGCCCUAACCAGAUGGUGCGGCAGAUGUUCCAGAGGCUAUGUCAACACGUGAUACAGCUGCUCAGGCCCAACCACUCUCAACUGUUUCUCAAGAUGGACUCAGAUGAUGAUGGCAUGGAGGAGUGUGACCCAGACAAGAUCGGCUACCUCAGCUGUGUCACCAUGUUCAUCCGCAUGUUGCUGUCACUGAUGGAACAUGGAGCCAAACCUCACCUGAAACACCUGACUGAAUAUUUUGCCCUUCUGUAUGAGUUCAGCAAGAUGGGUGAAGAUGAAAGUCAGUUCCUAAUAUCCAUCCAUGCUAUUUCCACCAUGGUCAACUUUUACCUAGGACAGAAAAGUCAUGACUAUGUGGAAGUUGUGAGUGAGGAAGAAGAGGAGGAGGAGGUGGUGCCACUGCCUACAGACAAGUACAAACCUCAGUCUCUGGACAAGAUGAUCACACUAAUUGCCCUAUUAGUGGAAAAGUCGAGAGGUCCUGAUCACAAUCUUCGCCUCUCAGCAGCGGACUACAGUGUCAUUGCUGGUACCAAGGGCUUUCCGUUCUUAUUUCAACAAAUCAAAGACUGUAUCAACCUACACCAGACGAGGAACCUGAUCUUCUCUCUGUGUCGCUGGAACGAGAGGUUAGCUAGUCACAUCGUUGCAAUGAUCUUCUCGGCCAUCCACAAGUUUUCUGAUAUGUGUCAGCCGUUCUUCAAGUUGCUGACAUUACUGGUAGAAGUGACGAAUGUGGGGCCGCCAGGAUUGCCGUGUUUCACGGAGUUGGUGUUGGCUCGCAUGUUGGAAGUGAUGGAGGUGACUCCGCAGAGUGCGUUCGACUGGUUAGCAAUGCAGGUGCCUCGCAACAAGAUUGCGCAUGCAUGGGUCAUGACAGGUCUGGAGAACUGGUUACAACAUUAUCUUCUUGCUCACAACAACCAAAGAGUUCGUUCUGCGGCAGCAUAUCUGCUAGUGGCACUGGUGCCCAGUACACAGUUCCGCCAGUGUUACCGCACAGCUCGCCCACACAAAGAGGUAAUUCUCACUCCUGAGGCCCAAGCUGUACUACACCAGGUCUACACAGUGCUGCUGCGGCUACUCAAAGUCGCCAGACAGUACACCGAGAUAACUCAACACGGCUCCAGCAAGCUCUCUGCCUACUUCGCACUGCUCAACUACUUCGCCAUCUCCCGCACUGAGAAACUCAUGUUUGGCCCCUACCUGCUAGAUCUGUGGCAGUUGUUCCACCCUAAGCUGUCAGAGCCUGGUAUCCCAGUCCACCACAACAAGCAGGCUCUCCUCAUGUUCUGGUACCACGUCUGUACUGAUUGCCCGGAGAAUGUGCAGCUUGUACUGCAGAACGCACACAUCAUCAAGAACAUCGCCUUCAACUAUAUAUUAGCUGACCAUGAGGAUCAGGAAGUGGUUCUGUUUAACCGAACCAUGCUACCGGCAUACUACGGCCUCCUGCGGCUCUGCUGCCAACUGUCAAGACCUUUUACCCGACAACUAGCCACACAUCAGAAUCUCACCUGGGCGUUCAAGAACAUUACGCCGCAUCCCACGCAGUAUGCCAUGGCUGUGGACGAGUUAUUCAAACUGAUGUCUUUAUUUGCUGCAAAAUAUCCUGACAGUACGGAACAUGAAAUCAUUGAAAUUAAUGCUUUCCGCAAGCAAGCACUACAGCUUUAUCUUCAGUUCCUAGAUGGGCGAUCGUCUUGGGCCACUCUAAUCUCAGCCUUUCGGAUAUUGGUGGAGAACGAUGAGGACCGCCACUUUGUGCUGUAUAAUGGUGGAUUGCAGAUGUGUUUCGAGUCAUUCCAUACUCUUCAUGUGAUGUACCACGAGGCAACAGCAUGCCAUGUAGCCGGUGAUCUGCUGGAGCUUCUCACUAUCCUGGUGGAUCUGGUGAAGUGCCUGCGGACCUGCCGGGACAGCAAGGAUGUGCGUGGAGUGUUCCUGGGCUGCAAGGACUGGAUGGACGUCCUGCGUAAACUGGUCACACUGCUUAACACAUACAACCCCAAUGAUAUGCGGACACUCUGUAUAGAUCUGUUGAAGGAGCUGUUACUGCUGGCACCAACAGAUGUGCUGAGUGUGUUGGUACCAGUGCUGACUCACUGUCAUGCAGCGUUCCAGGACAAUAACAACGCAAUGCCAAUGGGGCCAUACUUCCCACGGCAGGGCCAUAAGCUGCCCCCACUAGGGCUUAAGGCUAAUGCCCGUCCACUAAGGCCUAUGGUUCAGAUGGCAGUACCGCACAACCAAAUUGAUGUAGCCAAGGGUGUAGAUCCAGAGUAUGACCAGGCACUCCACCAGUUCUAUGCUCCAUACCACAGUUUCGUGGAUGUUAUGUGUCGGCUGGCAAUCAAUCACAACUGUAUGACUGAGAACCUGGUCAAUCUGAGUGCGAUGGUGGGCUUUGAGGCUGUUCCAUUGCACCUAACCUACUUCCCCAAGCUGUGGCUUGACAUACACCAAGCUCAGAAUGUGGAUAGAAAAUACAUAACAAUGCUGACCAACAGCAACUAUUUUGCUGACUAUGUGGAGUCAGUUCUUCUAGAUGAACGACUGUCCCUCAACAUAAAUGUCAUUUACGACUUCCUGGUUACGUACUUUCCAAAGGUGGCACCACAAGUACUGUCAGACAACACGUGUCAACUGAUGGAAACACUGGUGAACACAUUGGGCAAGACUUUGCCCUCCACUGACCUGACGACGACUGCAUACAAGCUCAAUGGCGAGCUGAGAGCCCUCUCUCUAGUCUACAGUGUGGAGCUGCCGGUUGUUCCCCCACCUGACCUCCUGGCCAUCCUCAACAAUCUGCAAGCCAGAAUACUAGAGGUGACAGAAGAAUCUCCGAAAUAAGAAGAGAAAAAUUGAAGAGGAAGAAAAACCACCAGUGAAGGAGGUGGAGAAAGAAGAGAAGGUGGAAGAGAGCAGCAAGAUAGAAGAGGUUAAGGCCAGCUGUUCCAAGGACAAGGACGUGAGUUCUACAAAUGACGACUCCACCUCAAGUAACGCUGACGUGGACUGGCUGGACCGACUACAGUCGACUGUCACUUCGCUGAUAGCUGCUCUUCAACAGAAGAGUGCCCGUGAUGAGCCCACCUAAUGUAUAGAACAUUCCUGCGCUUUCUGUAAAGACUUGUCGUUUUAUCACUAUCUGCUCGGUAUAUAUAGUUGUAUGUAUUAUAAGGUUGAUGUAUUAUACUUUUAUGAACGUAUCUUUUUUUAUAUAAUAUUAAUACUCGAUAUUCGUGCUAUAGUAGUCGGUAGUGUUUAUAAAACAUAUCGGUUCCGUGUUACCGUCAUUGCGACUGAUAAAUUAUUUUCAAUAUUGCAACACACUGUUUUUAUUAGUUAUUAUUAAAUUAUAUGGAAUGAUUGAUUUUAUAUUGUAUUGCUUUUUACGUAUUGUUAUUGAACACGUUUGUGAGAUUUUUUUAAGUGAUGUGAAUUAUUUUUAAGUUCUAUGCUGGUGAAUGUUUUCAUGUAGGCCGAAAUCUACAUAAUAUAUUAGUAUUUUUAUUCCGUUGUGAACAAUUUAAAAUGUUUAGUACUAAGGCCUACAUAAAAACUUUCAAACCACAAAUAAAAAUAAUGCAUUUCUCCGUCUAA
Homalodisca vitripennis (glassy-winged sharpshooter) is the source of this 10713-nucleotide messenger RNA. RefSeq names its product ubiquitin carboxyl-terminal hydrolase 34 (gene puf). Lineage: Eukaryota; Metazoa; Arthropoda; Insecta; Hemiptera; Cicadellidae. Gene Ontology annotation, biological process: protein deubiquitination. The transcript is spliced from 55 exons. The record is from RefSeq and is a predicted model, not a curated record. Gene Ontology annotation, cellular component: nucleus; cytosol. The coding region runs from base 310 to 9960 and encodes 3216 amino acids. Gene Ontology annotation, molecular function: cysteine-type endopeptidase activity; protein binding; cysteine-type deubiquitinase activity.